This is a messenger RNA of Phacochoerus africanus (Common warthog), 1238 nucleotides long. It is a transcript of the gene ALKBH4, whose product is annotated as alkB homolog 4, lysine demethylase. The record is from RefSeq and is a predicted model, not a curated record. Gene Ontology annotation, molecular function: oxidoreductase activity; demethylase activity; actin binding. NCBI's taxonomy places the organism in Eukaryota, Metazoa, Chordata, Mammalia, Artiodactyla, Suidae. The transcript has 3 exons. Gene Ontology annotation, cellular component: midbody; contractile ring. Gene Ontology annotation, biological process: actomyosin structure organization; oxidative demethylation; protein demethylation. The coding region runs from base 42 to 950 and encodes 302 amino acids.
CCGCGGUCCCGCGCCUGCGCUCUGGCUGCCAGGACGCGGCGAUGGCGGCUGCGGCGGUGGCGGCCCCCGAGGUCCUUCGGGAAUGCGGCUGCAAGGGCAUCCGGACCUGUCUGAUCUGCGAGCGGCAACGCGGAGGUGACCCGCCCUGGCAGCACUCCCCGCAGAAAACACACCGGUUCAUUUACUACACCGACACUGGCUGGGCUGUGGGGGCCGAGGAGUCCGACUUUGAAGGCUGGGCCUUCCCCUUCCCUGGGGUGACGCUGAUUGAGGACUUCGUGACCCGGGAGGAAGAAGCCGAGAUGGUACAGCUGAUGGACCGUGACCCCUGGAAGCUCUCACAGUCUGGACGGAGGAAGCAGGACUACGGCCCCAAAGUCAACUUUCGGAAGCAGAAGCUCAAGACCGCCAGCUUCCGAGGCCUCCCGAGCUUCAGCCGCGAGGUGGUGCGCAGGAUGGGGCUCUACCCCGUCCUGGAGGACUUCCGGCCUGUGGAGCAGUGCAACCUGGACUACUGCCCCGAGCGGGGCUCGGCCAUCGACCCCCACCUGGACGACGCCUGGCUCUGGGGGGAGCGGCUGGUGAGCCUCAACCUGCUGUCCCCCACCGUGCUGUCCAUGUCCCGGGAGGCGCCCGGCAGCCUGCUGCUCUGCCUGGCCCCCUCCGGCUUCCCGGAGGCCCUGGUGGAAGGGGCGGUGGCCCCCAGCAGGUCCGUCCUGUGCCAGGAGGUGGAGGUGGCCGUCCCCCUGCCCCGCCGCUCUCUGCUGGUGCUGACGGGAGCCGCGCGGCACCAGUGGAAACACGCCAUCCACCGCCGGCACAUCGAGGCCCGCCGCGUGAGCGCCACCUUCAGGGAGCUGUCGGCCGACUUCGGCCCCGGCGGGAGGCAGCACGACCUGGGGCGGGAGCUCCUGCAGAUCUCGCUGUCCUUUCAGGGGAGACCCACGUGAGCCACCUCCCUGGGGACUGGAGCUGGCGCUGCAGGCUGGGGGGCGCCGGCCCCAGAGUGGACCAACCGGCCGGAUGGAAGGGGGCGCCCAGCACGAGGACCUUCCUUCCCAGGGCUGAGAGAGACAGCUUGACCCCUGGUGCCCGGCUGCGGGAGCCCUGCUCACCAGCUGCCUCGACGGGGUGGGGUUCCCUCUGACCGGUCCUGCAGCCGCUUGUCUGGGUUGUUUAAUUUGUCACCGUCUGAGGGCAGUGCCGUAAGUCGAGCUUAAAAAAUGGUUCCCGCUUCA